UAAUUGCAUUGGAUGGUUAUUUUUCUUGAUGUCACUAGCCAUUCCAGAGUUUCAUUGUCAGUCAUUGCCUCACAACCAAUGGUAAGUUUGCAUUGGCUGGACUCGCUGCUGCUCCUCGAGUCCCUCCUUGUGCUGUCCUCGCCGCGUGCACGCGCGUGGUACCCACGGUCGUGAGGAGGAGGAGGAUGUUGCGCGCGAAGGGGAAAUGGCUGCCGAAAACAAGCCGGAAGGACUGAAGAAAAUUCGAAAUCCGGAUGGAAUGUACAGAUCAGCUGUGUGUUAUGCCGGCCAUGCUCCUCCUAAGAGUAUCAGUGAUGACACAGAGAUGAACAAUGAACAUGGACAUUUGAAAAUAUACCUGCCCAAAAAGCUGCUUGAAUGUCUACCAAAAUGCUCGUCGCUGCCAAAGGAGAGACACAGAUGGAACACCAAUGAGGAAAUUGCAGCUUACUUGAUAACGUUUGAAAAGCAUGAGGAAUGGCUAACGACGUCCCCUAAAACAAGGCCACAGAAUGGUUCAAUGAUCUUGUACAACAGGAAGAAGGUGAAGUACAGAAAGGAUGGCUACUGCUGGAAGAAGAGGAAAGAUGGGAAGACUACGCGGGAGGAUCACAUGAAGCUCAAAGUCCAGGGAGUGGAGUGUCUGUAUGGCUGUUACGUCCACUCCUCCAUCAUCCCCACGUUCCACCGCAGGUGCUACUGGCUGCUCCAGAACCCUGACAUCGUACUCGUCCACUACUUGAAUGUGCCGGCCAUAGAGGACUGUGGGAAACCAUGCGGGCCAAUCCUGUGCUCCAUCAACACAGACAAGAAGGAAUGGGCCAAGUGGACCAAGGAGGAGCUGAUUGGCCAGCUCAAGCCCAUGUUUCAUGGCAUCAAGUGGACUUGUAGCAACGGGAACAGCAGCUCUGGCUUCUCAGUGGAGCAGCUGGUGCAGCAGAUUCUGGACAGCCACCAAACCAAGCCACCUCCCCGGACCCACAACUGCCUCUGCACGGGCACCCUGGGUGCAGGGAGCAGCGUGCAUCACAAGUGCAACAGCGCCAAACACCGCAUCAUCUCCCCCAAGGUGGACCCCCGUGGAGGCUACAGCAGUGGUCACUCUGAGGUCCAGAACAACGACGUGUCCGAGGGCAAGACCGAGCACAGCAGCCAUGGAGGAGGGGGAGGAGGAGGAGGGAAGAGCUCAGGGGGAGGAGGGGGUACCGCCAGAGAGAAACGCAACGGCAAGAUCCACAAGCCUGUUCUCUUGCACCAGAACAGCACAGAGGUGUCCUCUACCAACCAGGUGGAGGUCCCAGACACCACUCAGAACUCCCCUGUGUCCAUCAGCAGCGGCCUGAACAGCGACCCAGACAUGGCUGACAGUCCCGUGGUGACGGGCUUGGGCCACGUAGCCGCCGUCAUGUCCCAAAGUGUCUUCAUGUCCGAGGUGACCGGAGACCCCGUCUACAGCAUGUCCCCCACAGGGGGCCCCAACACCCACCUCAUGGGCCCCGACGCUGCCUCCCAGGGCCUGGUGCUGUCCGGUGUUGUGGCAGACAGCCACAAGUUUGCCUUCCCCAGCGGAGGAGUUAGGGAGGUUCCCGGGGUGGCGGGGGGAGCAGACGCUCUGUCCAUGCUGUCUGCAGCCGGGGUGUCUGAAGAGCUGGUCCUAUCCAGCAGUCUGGAUAACGGAGGCAUGAAGAUACCUGAGACCACCAUGAACUUCGACCCUGACUGCUUUCUCAACAACCCCAAGCAGGGCCAAACCUAUGGGGGCAGCAGGCUGAAGGGGGACGGCAGCUCCUCUUCCUCCUCCUCUUCCUCCAACGGCACCAAUGGCAGCAUGCAGCGCUCUCCCUCCAUGUCAGAUUCUGGAUACAGCUUCAACUCUGCUCUGGUGAAGAACAUCAAGACGGAGGACAUGUCCUUUGAGCAGCAGCUGGCCACCGAGCAGGGAUACCAGGUGGGGGUGGUGGUGAGCUGUGGAGGAGGUGUCUCUUGUUCCUCUGGGGCAGGUUCAGCACAGGGCUCCCUCGGCCUGACCCCUGCAGGCUCUCUGCUGCCCUCUGGAGGAGGCCUGAGCCCCAGCACCACCCUGGAGCAGAUGGACUUCAGUGCCAUCGAUGCCAAGCAGGACUACUCAUCCGGGGCUGGGACAGUGAGCUAUGGCCAGGCUAUGAACAGCCCCCAACUCUCCCACCAGAGCCACUCGCCCAGCUUCUUCCUCCAGGACACCCAGCAGUCCGCCCAGGCCCAGCAGGGCAGGUCUUCCAUGGGCCAGAAGACUCACUUGAUGGACCACAACUCCCACGACUCCACAGCCUACAUGAGCCUGCAGGUGGUCAAGACGGACUCCCCUGGCAGCAACGGCCAUCUCCAUCACCACCACCAGAGCCACCAGGGCCAGCAUAGGGCCAACUGCAACGGGGGCUCCCCCACCGAGGGGCCAGGGCAGGGGCCUGGGUCUCUCCAGCUCCUGCAGUACCAGGGGGGCUUCCCUGGGUUGGGGCCGGAGCAUGAGGAGGUGGUGGGUCUGGAGCAGCCAGGCAGCGUGAGCUCAGGCCAGGCCGGGGGAACAGAGAACGGAGAGGGUCUACUGAAGCCUGGAGAUCACCUCCAAGCCUGUGGAGGAGGCAACCAAGAGGGAGGAGGUGCAGAGCAUUACCUGCAGCAGACCGACAACGGAGGAGGAAGUCAGGGAGGUGGAGGGAAAGGAGUGGCCAUGCACAACGGAAAUGGUGUCAACAAUGACGGCAGCAACCGCUCCCAUCAACAGCAGCAGCUGCAGCCCCUCAUCCAGGGGGCUGGGAUGGUCCAGGGCCUCUACAACACCGUGGGGCCCCACCAGGGCCUGGGUGGAGUGGGCUCUAACGGGGGUGCAGGAGGGGGAGGCAUGGAGAUCAGCCUGGACCACUUCGACAUCUCCUUCGGGAACCAGUUCUCUGACCUUAUCAAUGACUUCAUCUCUGUGGAUGGUAGUGGAGCCAACAUGACGGCCGGAGGAGCCCUCUACACCCACCAGCUGGUGGGCAACCACCGCUCAGAUGGCCAGGCCACACCUAGCGGAGCUCCUCAGCAGGACCAGGAGGACGGAGGGGUAGGAGGGGUCCGGGGGGCAGGAUACAGCCCCUCAGAGCUUUGUCUCCAGCCCUGCUGCAGCCCCCAGUCCCUUGGUGGAGGGGCCGGGGGUGCAGGGGUGGAGCCAGGCUCCCUGGCCUACAUGCACGUGGCUGAGGUUGUGUCUGCAGCCGUGGCCCAGGGGGCUCUGGGUAUGCUGCAGGCCACUGGAAGGCUCUUCAUCGUCACUGACUACUCCCCUGAGUGGUCCUACCCUGAGGGAGGAGUGAAGGUGCUCAUCACUGGUCCAUGGCAGGAGGCCAGCUCUAACUACAACUGCCUGUUUGACCAGGUCGCUGUCCCUGCCUCUCUCAUCCAGCCGGGGGUGCUGCGCUGCUACUGCCCAGCUCAUGACACUGGGCUGGUGACGCUGCAGGUGACAGCCAGUAACCAGAUCAUCUCUAACUCAGUGGUGUUUGAGUAUAAGGCCCGCGCCCUGCCCUCACUGCCUUCCUCACAACACGACUGGCUCUCACUGGACGAUAACCAGUUCAGAAUGUCCAUCCUGGAGCGCCUGGAGCAGAUGGAGAGACGGAUGGCAGAGAUGGCCUCCCAUCACCAGCAGGGCAGCGGAGGAGGUGCAGGAGCAGGAGGAGGAGCAGGAGGUGGAGGAGGAGGAGGUAGUGGUGGUAACAACAGCCAGACACAGUGUGUGUCAGGGCAGGGUCAGGCGGGCAGCAGCUUUGAGAGCCGUGUGGUGGUGGUGUGUGAGAAGAUGAUGAACCGGGCCUGCUGGGCCAAGUCCAAACACCUGAUCCACUCCAAGACCUUCAGGGGCAUGACCCUGCUCCACCUGGCCGCUGGGCAGGGCUACGCCACUCUCAUCCAGACACUCAUCAAAUGGCGCACCAAGCAUGCAGACAGCAUUGACCUGGAGCUGGAGGUGGACCCACUCAAUGUGGACCACUUCUCCUGCACCCCUCUGAUGUGGGCGUGUGCCCUGGGUCACCUGGAAGCGGCAGUGGUCCUGUAUAAGUGGGACCGACGGGCCCUGGCCAUCCCUGACUCUCUGGGACGCCUGCCCCUGUCCAUCGCCCGCUCCCGCGGCCACACCAAGCUGGCCGAGUGUCUGGAGCAGCUGCAGAGAGAGGAACAGCAGCCCCUGCACCUCUGCCCCCCACCACGCGCAUGUCCUUCUCCCCCCACCCCCCACGAUGCUCCCACCUCAGACAGCUGGAUGGUCACAUGGGCCAGCGACGGCGUGAUGGCGCCCUGCGGAAAGAAAGGCGGCACCGCCACCACCACCACUACCUCCACCACCUCCACCAACCUCAACCCAGACUUGAGAAGGCCGAGAUCUGAGCCCUCCAACUACUACAGCAGUGAGUGCCAGCGAGACCUUCCCUUAGCCAAGAAACACAAGCCCAACCCGGAGCUGUUCCAGGCCAGGCCCGACAAGGCCAUGUCUGUCCCGCUGAGCCUGGAGCAACAGCAGCUCCACAAGCUGUCCUUCAGCACCAAGAGCCCGUCCCCUGAGGGCCUCAGCCCAGACAAAAGUCUCUCUGGUGGGGGCAGCCCUGGAGGAGCAGGGGUAGCCAAGUGGAGCUCUAGGGAGGGUUUCUCCAGCAGGGGCUUAGGCAGAAAGGGUUCAGGGGACUCUGGGGGCAGCAGCCUGGGGAAGGAGAAGCUGGCUAGCAGGCUGAGACAGAGGGAACAGCUGGGGAACAUGCUGGUGAUGGCUGAGAGAGAGAUGGUGGACACUGAGCUGUUUUCCUACAGAGAACACCUGGAGAACCAGGACUGUAUGACGCAGAUGGACAACCUGCAGGACAACAUGAUGACUCUGGCAGAGCAUAUCAUUGAGGCGACCCCAGAGAGAAUCAAAAGGGAGGACUUUGUGGCCCUGGAUGGAGUGCCCCUGGACAGUGCUGGGGUCAGCAACACCAUGAGCUGGUUGGCCAGUUACCUCGGAGACGUGGAGCAGCUUCCCAGCAUCAUACAGCUACGAUCUCUGUACAGUGAUCCUCUGACUCCAUCCUCCAGCCCCAGCCCAGGGGGGUCUCCCCUGAGGGAGGGGUCCAUGGAGAGGCCCACCCUGCCCUCCCCGGCCGACUGGAGCGAGUUCCUCCAGGCCUCUAACAACAAGGUGGAGAGAGACUUGGCCCAGCUCACCCUGUCCGACCCCGAGCAGAGGGAGCUGUACGAAGCCGCCCGUCUCGUCCAAACUGCCUUCCGCAAGUACAAGGGACGCCCAUUCAGAGAGCAACAGGAAGUAGCUGCGGCAGUCAUUCAGCGUUGUUACAAGAAAUACAAACAGCUAACAUGGAUAGCCUUGAAGUAUGCACUUUAUAAGAAGAUGACGCAGGCCGCCAUUCUUAUCCAGAGUAAGUUCCGCAGCUACCAGGAGCAGAAGAAGUUCCAGCAGAGCAGGCGGGCGGCCGUGCUGAUCCAGCAGUACUACCGCGGCUACAAGGAGUUUGGCAGGCUCAGGCUCCACCGGCAAGGAGCCGCCGCUGCCCUGGUGCAACACAAACUCAGAAGUAGUCUGCUCUCUAAGAGGCAGGAUCAGGCUGCCAGGAAGAUCAUGAGGUUUCUACGCCGCUGCCGCCACAGCCCCUUGAUGGACCAUAGACUGUUCAAGCGGAGUGAACGAAUUGAAAAGGGCCAAGGAACAUGAAAACCUUCAGAAGAGCCCCCUCACAAUGUGACAUCACUCUCCUCCUGACUCUUCCUGUUUUCUUUGUCCCUUUAUACCCAAAACAUUUUUCAAGAGAAGAAGAAAAGAAAACAGUUCAGUGAAAACACUGCGAUUAUUAUUACUACUACUACGACAGCGUGGCUGACUCUACUUCUACUUCUAACAACAGCAUUUUUCACCUUUAUCUUUUCCCUCUUACGUGGUUUAUGGUGGAGAGUGUAGAAUUAGAAACUAAGGGGAAGAAGCUGUGGGGGGCAGAACAUUUGCUUCAUGGCAUUUUUUGCACUUUUUCAUGGAUUGUUUAGUCUUUUUGGGAGUAUCGGAGUCUAGGUUUAAGACGGUAAAGGAAGAGGAAUGCUGGACAUGUCUGAAAAAGUCCCUGUGGAUCAAAGGAAGAGGACAAGACGCCAAGGAUGGGGGCAGAUGCCGGCCAGAACAGAAGGAAAACAUGACAGAAGCAGAAACACAUUUGGGACUUGGCUGUAAUUGUAUUUCAUAUUUUUUUAAGUAACUGAUUAUUCCAUUUGAAGAAGAAAAAAAUGUAACUUAAUGAACCAAAAAAUCUUGGUAAUACAUUGAUCCAUUUGCACACAUACACUCCCUGUCGACAGUUAGAUGAAUACAUUCAGUAUGGUAAUUAGUAAGGUAAAUAGAUCAAAAUUACCCUUCCUGUUACGCUGUGCUGUACCCCGCCAGUCAGUCCAAAGGGGUGGGGUUACAUAUGAAUGUAGGAGGGGUGUGAGCAGAAAUGGGUGGGGCUUAUUAAAGCAAUGCCUUUUUUUGUUAUCUAGGUUUGGAGGGGUUAUGUACUGUAAGGCAAGGGAUAGGGGGAUUCAAUGGAAUUACAAUUCUUCUUCUUCUUUUUUUAUAUUAUUAUUUUAUUCUCUUUUCUAUUCCUCUUUGCUUGAAUCUGUUUUGUGCUCAUGCCCAUGACCGAUUUACAACUGACUUGUCUCUUCAAAAUUCUGUGUUGUCGAUUUGAUCAAAUAUGCAUGCCUAUGGGUGAAAGUCUUCACCUGUGUGCUGGAAGUUAGGUCUGUAUUCUCUGAAUUUCAAUGUUUUGCUUUUGUCUUCAUGUUCAAAUGCAACUGAGUGGCCCAUGUACCAACCUAUUCUCCCAAGAGUCAUACCCUCUAGUUCCUGAGAUUAUACCUACAUCCUCAUCUUUCCUUUUUCUGUCGCCUUAUUUCAUUUGUUUCCUCAGUAUUCUAAAAAGAAAGAAAACUUGCCUCUUUUGUGUUGUAAUGAUUAUAGUCAUGAAGGUUAUUGUUGUUCUUUUUAAAUGAACUUCAGGGCCUGUGAGGGCUUUUGAGGGGAAGAUCACAUACAUUUUAAAUGAACCUCAGGGCCUGUGAGGGCUUUUGAGGGGAAGAUCACAUACAUUUUAAAUGAACUUCAAGGGCCUGUGAGGGCUUUUGAGGGGAAGAUCACAUACAUUUUAAAUGAACUUCAGGGCCUGUGAGGGCUUUUGAGGGGAAGAUCACAUACAUUGCCUUGACGUCUUAGAGAUUCUUUGAGGGGUCCCUAAGCUAGUCCCAAAAAAGGGGUUAGACAAAUCCAUAUUUUUGACAAUUGAGCAGUUUCUGUAUAUAAAGAAGGCUGAAGGUAGGGAAAAACAUUUACCCAAAGGGGAUUGUAUUUUAGAAAUAUAUUAUUUUAUUCAUUAAAAAGGGGUCAAAAACAGGUAUGAGACAAAAACAGAAUAUUUGUAUAGUUUUGUUUGAAUGCCUAAGAAGUAUGGUUGUAUUGUUUGUAUAUAGUGUAAAUACCUGGGACAAAAAUGAGCUAUGUGCAUGAAAAACAUGAACAAAGGUUAAAAACACUCAACAAAAGCAGUAGUGGCUAUGCUCUGUAAAAUUAUUAAAAGUAUUUCACUAUAAGAGUAUUUUAUUUUAUUUUGAUUGUUCUUGGGAUAAACAUUUUGCGAAAGCAUGACAUUAUUGCAAAUGCUAAAAACUUUUAAAAAAGAUAACGUAUUUAGAGUUAGGAGAAAUCUGCAAAAUUAUCUUAAGACAAGUAUGUUUAUGUUUACAUUUUUGUUUUGGGCUACCAAGAAUCUUUUGCCAAUGGUGCCAAGUAAUGUGAAUGCUAUAUUGCUUAACAAGAGAAUGAAGUUAAUCUUAGCAGAACAGAUACAAUGAAAUAGACACUAGCAUUAAAGACCACAAGGUCCCAUCCCGACUGGCAGAGGAUCACAGAUAGAGGUACACAUUGUAGAGGGAGAAAUAUUUAUACAGCAACUUUUAAGUCUCUCAUUUCUCUUCUGUUAUCACACGUCAGAACAACCCAAACUUUUUUGCCGUCAUCACCAAAUACACAGGGAUCACUGGUCAGUAACAUUUUAAGUGCAAAAAAGCCUACUGUAUGAGAAAGAGGGAUUGCGUUGUUCGUGUGCAUGUUUGUAUGGAUUGUCUUCAUAUAAGGAUUGUAAAUGGCAGCCUUGUCCAUGUGAAUCUCAGCCCUGUUGUUUUUAUUUUUAUAAUUGAGGUUGAUUUAACAUUUGUUUAAUAGGUGGCCUAGUGGUUUAGUUCGUUGGGCCAGUAACCCAAAGGUUGCUAGAUGGAAUCCCCGAGCUGACAAGGUCAAAAUCUGUCGUUCUGACCCUGAAUUCGUUAUUAACUGACUUGCCUAGUUAAAUAAAGGUUAAAUAAAUAAAUAAAAUAUAUAUAUUAAACCAUAAUUUAUUUAAUAGGACAACACACAGGUGAUGAAAUCAUUGAGCUUUGAUUAUUAAAUCAUUGAGCUUUGAUUAUUAAAUCAUUGAGCUUUGAUUAUUAAAUCAUUGAGCUUUGAUUAUUAAAUCAUCGAGCUUUGAUUAUUAAAUCAUUGAGCUUUGAUUAUUAAAUCAUUGAGCUUUGAUUAUUAAAUCAUUGAGCUUUGAUUAUUAAAUCAUCGAGCUUUGAUUAUUAAAUCAUCGAGCUUUGAUUAUUAAAUCAUUGAGCUUUGAUUAUUAAAUCAUUGAGCUUUGAUUAUUAAAUCAUCGAGCUUUGAUUAUUAAAUCAUCGAGCUUUGAUUAUUAAAUCAUCGAGCUUUCAUUAUUAAAUCAUUGAGCUUUGAUUAUUAAAUCAUUGAGCGUUGAUUAUUAAAUCAUAAUUUGUUUAAUAGGACAACGCACAGGUGAUGACAUCAUUGAGUGUUGAUUAUUAAAUCAUUGAGCUUUGAUUAUUAAAUCAUUGAGCUUUGAUCAUUAAAUCAUAAUUUGUUUAAUAGGACAACGCACAGGUGAUGACAUCAUUGAGUGUUGAUUAUUAAAUCAUCGAGCUUUGAUUAUUAAAUCAUUGAGCUUUGAUUAUUAAAUCAUUGAGCUUUGAUUAUUAAAUCAUUGAGCGUUGAUUAUUAAAUCAUUGAGCUUUGAUUAUUAAAUCAUUGAGCUUUGAUUAUUAAAUCAUUGAGCGUUGAUUAUUAAAUCAUUGAGCUUUCAUUGAGCUUUGAUUAUUAAAUCAUCGAGCUUUGAUUAUUAAAUCAUCGAGCUUUGAUUAUUAAAUCAUUGAGCUUUGAUUAUUAAAUCAUUGAGCUUUGAUUAUUAAAUCAUUGAGCGUUGAUUAUUAAAUCAUUGAGCUUUCAUUGAGCUUUGAUUAUUAAAUCAUUGAGCUUUCAUUGAGCUUUGAUUAUUAAAUCAUUGAGCUUUGGACCGAGUUUGGGAAACCCUGAAAUAGACUAGAUCAACGUAUCAAACUGCUGACACAAGACAAUACUUUUUUCUAAGUGUGGGCUGGAGGCUUAACUUGACUAAGGCUGUCAGGGUCUGGACAGACCAGAAUUAUUCUUUGUCAGAAUGUAAUGUGGCCACAGUGAACGAGGUACAUGUGUAGUGUCUCUCGGCUGGUAUUCUUUGUAAAAGUAAAUUGGUCAUUUACUUACAGGAGGAACACUUGUUUAAACAAUCUAAGGUGCUAAAAAUAACACAAUUAAACAGUGAUGCAUAGAUUAUAGUGAAACAUAUGACCAAGUAUGGAUCAGCACAACCAAGUCAAUGAGCAAAAGUGAGGGAUCUAUAAACCUGUAAAUGUUACAAAAUGCACCAGAGGACCGUGUUUGAAAGAUUAUGAAAUGAAAUGCGAGUGGUGGGAACAGAAACAUUGAUACCAGUUGAUUUGAUCUGUGAGUCCAUGAUAUAUACUCUACAAUAGUCUGCUGGUUUCUGCAGUUCUGCUGAAAUAUAUUAUAUUCAUAUCAAAACAACCAGGUGGCAUUGAAGUGAUGCCGUUCAUUAUUCAAACAAGGUGUGAUGCCAUUGGACAAUUAUGUUUUGUUGUUUAACUGGCUGAAUUUCGUCUCAGACCCUGUUAUCUGUUCUGUUUUGAAUUAUUAUAUACUGCUGGGUUUAUUUCUCUGUAUGGUUGUGUUUAUUUCACAGAGACUUGAUAUGUAAACCUAUUUUCAGAGUGUUUAUGUAGAAAGUGCCUAAUCAUAUCCCGAUUGAUCGCACAAAGCCAAUGUCAGGAAGCAUGCGAUGUACUGUACCUAAGGAGAAAAACAUGGCUUUGGAGAGAAAAAGAUCACCUGAAUCCAUCAUUCUUUAGGACUACUGUAUAUCAAGUAUCAUACCAUAUAUCAAUCCAAAAAUCAUCACUAAAUUCAGUCAGGUGACAGUCUUCCCUUAACCAACUCAGUAUCCCCACGCAAUGCGUUCCGUCUUGUCAACAUUCUCAGCCUUUUUAUUUUCUAUUGGAACUGCCUGUUGAAACCAUGAGAAUUCCAUUCCAUAACUUUUGUGGUUUUAUUGCCUUGCAUUCAUCAUUCAGAUAGUGGUAAGAAUGCCAGCUAAUGCACUGCUGUGGCAAUACGGGAAGGUUUUAUUAUGCUUGCAUGGGUAAAAUAGUUAACUGGGUGACUGAACUGCACCCAAAGCAUGCUUAUUUUUCUAAAAUCGGUAGUCAGAUAGACUUGUAAAAGACUUACUGUUCUGUAAAGCGAAGAACGUUUGUAUGACGUGUCACAGAACUCUGAAAGAUGGAGGGCAGUUGAUUGGAAGGCAGAGAAGAAUCCUAAAAAUACAAACUAUUAUCAAUCUGCAGUAUUUACUGACCCUGUUUCUUGGGGUAGCAUGAGGGCAAGUUUUUCUAGAAGCAAGUUUUUAAAAAUUCAUUUUUUCAUUUGUAUUAAUUUGGAUCUAAAAAUAGUGUGCUCCCAAACCAACAGUAUACCGCAAGUAUUUUACGAGGCAACAACACACAGACACACACACACGAAGGCGACAGUACAUUGCACUGCACACAUCCAGAUAUGUCAGGGCAUAGUCAGUCUCACUUGUACACAGUUCAGCAGAGAGAGCUCAUCAUGUGUUAUUUUCCUAGCCUGCUCCUAGUCCUAGAGAACCGCUCACCUCCCUUCUGUAUUUUACUCAGGGUGCCAAAAUGGGGAGGAGGAAGUGGAGCAGGACAUUGAUGGUGAUUCAGUGUAGAGAGAGGACACACUAUUGAAAUAGGAUACAGAGCUUUCUGGAUAAAACAGGCAAAUUGCUACUGAUCCUGGAUGCAUUAUUGGUAUCCAUUUCCUCUCAAGUAAGUAAGGUGAGCUGAGGAGAGACGUAAUGGCACGAUAACAGAACUAGGGGAUACAAGUAAUUGUAGUAUAGAUAAUUAUAAUUAGGACAAGCUCAUCACAAUUGACCGUAUGGUCAAUUGUUUCUGUCUUGGCUACAGCUCUGACAAAUUAAUUUGUAGGCAUUAUGGGACACUAGGGCUUAAAGUCUUACGUACAUGCUUACCUUUCUUUUAUAGACUAUGCUUAUGAGUCUAGUAACACUUUUAACCUUUGACCUCCUCUGGCUUGAUGGUUCUCAUUAAAACAAGGACUUGCUGUGUGAAUCUAUGGUUAUGUCAUAACAUCACACACAGCUUCAAAUAGUAUAUAAAGCUAUUCUCAGUUAUACAACAUUUCAUCUCAGUUAAGAUAUGGAUGAUGACAUGAUGUAACAUCUGAAUGAGGUCUUCCUGAGACGUACGUUGGGGUAGUUGAAGAUGAGGUCUUCCUGAGACGUACGUUGGGGUAGUUGAAGAUGAGGUCUUCCUGAGACGUAUGUUGGGGUAGUUGAAGAUGAGGUCUUCCUGAGACGUACGUUGGGGUAGUUGAAGAUGAGGUCUUCCUGAGACGUACGUUGGGGUAGUUGAAGAUGAGGUCUUCCUGAGACGUACGUUGGGGUAGUUGAAGAUGAGGUCUUCCUGAGACGUACGUUGGGGUAGUUGAAGAUGAGGUCUUCCUGAGACGUACGUUGGGGUAGUUGAAGAUGAGGUCUUCCUGAGACGUACGUUGGGGUAGUUGAAGAUGAGGUCUUCCUGAGACGUACGUUGGGGUAGUUGAAGAUGACCAGAUCUUAUAGGGACGGUUUCAAAAAAAGCCCUUCAGGUAUGGCCAUCUUCUGGAUGGUAUGACAGGUUAGCUAUAACAGGCACUUCAUAUGGAUUUUACUACCUUCAUUACACUCUGCUAAUUGACCUGAGGGACUGGACGGUAUCUCCUCCUCUUCCUUUGUCAAUGCACUCAAACUACUGAAAGGUAGGCACAUCAAGACAACAGAGCAGAAACCAUCUCACAACCUUUUCCACUUGUGGA
Messenger RNA from Oncorhynchus keta (chum salmon), 12295 nucleotides. RefSeq names its product calmodulin-binding transcription activator 1-like. Lineage: Eukaryota; Metazoa; Chordata; Actinopteri; Salmoniformes; Salmonidae. Gene Ontology annotation, cellular component: nucleus. Gene Ontology annotation, molecular function: double-stranded DNA binding; protein binding; transcription coregulator activity. Gene Ontology annotation, biological process: regulation of transcription by RNA polymerase II. The record is from RefSeq and is a predicted model, not a curated record.